AUCAAAUAGCUAUGUAUUCAAAUGUUCAAAACGACGUUCUAUUUGCAGAAUACGGUGAUGAAUAUAACCCCUGGGCCGAUAUAAGAGUUGAGGAAUACCAACAAAUGUAUAUCCCAGACGAUCUUAUAAUGGUUAAGAAAAAUCACACGAAUAGUGUUCAAGAUGGUCUUUUAAUCACUGAGGAAAAUGAUGUACAUAUCACUCAUGACAAUUUGGAUAACCUAAUAAAUGUUGAGGAAGAUUACUUAGCUACCACUUACAAUAAUUUUAUAAAUACUGAGGAAGAUCACUUAGAUACCGCUUACAAUAAUUUUAUAAAUACUGAGGAAGAUUACCUAGUUACCACUUACGAGGAUCCUAUAAAUGUUGAGGAAGAUAAUUUCGCUAACACUAAUAAUAAUUUUAUUGAGGAAGAUUACCUAGCUAUCACUCACGAUGCUCCUAUAAAUAUUGAGAAAAAUGAUUUAGCUAUCGCUUACAAUGAUUUUAUAAAUACUGAGGAAGAUUACGUAAAUAUUGAGGAAAAUACUAUUCAAAAU
Dentiscutata erythropus is the source of this 539-nucleotide messenger RNA. NCBI's taxonomy places the organism in Eukaryota, Fungi, Glomeromycota, Glomeromycetes, Diversisporales, Gigasporaceae. The record is from the annotation of a GenBank genome assembly.